Suillus subalutaceus is the source of this 2148-nucleotide messenger RNA. RefSeq lists its product as uncharacterized. Gene Ontology annotation, molecular function: protein serine/threonine kinase activity; ATP binding. NCBI's taxonomy places the organism in Eukaryota, Fungi, Basidiomycota, Agaricomycetes, Boletales, Suillaceae. The transcript has 10 exons. Gene Ontology annotation, biological process: protein phosphorylation. Bases 1 to 2148 code for a protein of 715 amino acids. The record is from RefSeq and is a predicted model, not a curated record.
AUGCCCUUGCCGCCGAAGACCGAAUCUGUGAACGCCCGAGUUGUUGUGCCCAGAUCGCAAAAGGCCAGCCUUGUUUUUACGUGGCUACAAUGCAACCUGGCAGAUCUGGGCGCAAUAAACCCACCGCCUGCCUUGCGACAACAUCCAUCGUCCACCCCAGCAAGUCAGCGAUGGCCUGAUCCUAAGGCCAUUCGGCAGUCAGUGAAUGCUUCCCAACAGAAAUCGAGUGUCAAUCCGCCUCGUGUGGUGGCAAUCCCUGACUGGACCAAUACCUCUAUGGGCCCACCGCCUGUCCCUCUGCCUCGCGACCGUACAACUGGUCCUGAUGUAGCUGUUCCCACGUCUUGGCAGGGGCCAGCGGCAUCACCAAUACCAUCGAGGCUCACGGGUCCCAUUGGAUAUUCAGCCCACCACGGAUCAUAUUCGACUGAAUACCAGAGAUGGUCCAAACUCUCAUAUGCUACUCCUGGUGGCGCAAUGGCUGAAACCAUUUCACUAGAGAUCUCGGCCAUUCAUGAAGCGGGCGGGUGCAAGAAAUCAAGAGGUACAUUAAUCGGGAAUAUCUGCGAGGGCAAGAAGGAUAUUGACGCCCAAAUUGAUGCCCCAGGCCUCAUAAACUUGGCUAUGGAGACGGUUCUGCCCAAGCUACAUGCGUUUGGUGGGACCUUUUCGUGGCGUGAGCAUGAAUUCAUCGUGCGAGACUUGAAAUGGGUUGAUCUCGCAACACACCCACCAUCAAUUCCCUAUUUCUACUCACAGUGUCUUCAGCCCGCCCAUAAAGGUCCGGCGAAGGCCCCAAUAUUCAAGACGAAACAAUUCAGCCUUAUGGUAGUUGUGCCAGAGAUUCAAUGGACCGAUUUCGAAGACUGGCAAGAAGCGAACGAAAUGGCGAUCGAACGCUCAAGUCGUCAGGCUAAGGGCAAGGGCAAGGCAGACCCGCUGUUUUUUGCCGACUCGGCAGAAUCACUGGCAUACACAUACUCAACUGACCCACCGUUCAACCCAACUGACUUCGACUCAGCUGACCCACCGUUUGACUCUCAGACAGCGCCAAACCACCAAUUCGACUCAGUUGACCCACCGUUCGACUCUGAGUCAGCGCCAAAGAUAUCAUCUGCUGCCACCCCAGUACCAGCGCUGAGCAUGUCAUCUACUGCUGCCACAGUCCCUGCACCAGUUACCACAACUACCAAGCGAACUCAUGAGCGUGCGAUAAGUAUCACCUCUUCACCUUCACCUCCUCGCAAGCAUAAUAUUCCUCGUAAUCCCCCGCCUGUUCUCUGCUCUCCUGAUCGCGACGACCUGAGGAUAGCCUUGAAGAUUGGAGGAGGUGCGGAUUUAGAUAUGCAGCAGGAUUGUACCCGGUACCAUUCGUUUUCUGUGGAUAACGCUGAUUCGUCAGUGGGCUAUGUGACCAUCGACACAUCCCCUGAGGGUCGCAUCGGCAUAGGUGGAUUCAAGACUGCGCAUACAGGAUGGUUGACAUUGAUGUUGCCUCCUACCUCAGGUCUUGGGUCCAGGGCACGGCAUGACGUUGUUGUGAAACGUCCAUUCGAGAAGGACGAGUCGGCCAAGUUAUUUAGGGAAGCAAAUGUCCUAUACUGGGCAAAAGCUCUGUUAGGUCUCGUCUACGACGUCAUUGACCGUGCUGUGGCAGGGGCAUCUGAGCCUGUACCAUUCGAUAUUCCCCGUGUGCGCUUUGUCGAAGCUGGUCUGGCGCUAUCUUACUAUCAAGAUAGUAGCAAGCCUGCAUUAAAGGUUGCAUCAGCGCGUGCAUGUUUUCUCCUCGAGGAAGUUAUCAAUGGCAGAGACGACGAUUUCGUCAAGUAUAUUCAUAACAUGGACCCCAACCCAUUACUUGAUCCAGAUGAACCUGGAUAUGACUUUGCGUUGUUCCUUGCCUUCACACAACAUGUACAGUAUGUAAAGACAGGUGGGCUGGUCUUCAUCUCUGAUUAUCAAGGCAAUACUGAGCUGUUGACUGACCCACAGAUUAUGACACACCCUUCGGUUAGCGACAAGAAAGACAUCUUUGGGGGGGGCAACAUCGAGAAGGCGGUCAGUGAAUUUGAGACUCGCCACGUUUGCAACCACUUCUGCAAAUGGCCAGGGUUUGAACUUGAAGAGUUUGGGGGCAAGGUAGCUUAG